Messenger RNA from Paramormyrops kingsleyae, 2577 nucleotides. RefSeq names its product neuropeptide Y receptor Y4 (gene npy4r). Gene Ontology annotation, molecular function: neuropeptide binding; neuropeptide Y receptor activity. The record is from RefSeq and is a predicted model, not a curated record. Lineage: Eukaryota; Metazoa; Chordata; Actinopteri; Osteoglossiformes; Mormyridae. Gene Ontology annotation, biological process: G protein-coupled receptor signaling pathway. Gene Ontology annotation, cellular component: neuron projection; plasma membrane.
AUGGAGCCACGCCUGUGCAGCAUCUCCGCAAGUGUGCAGGCUGCCUGGCCAGGAGACCACAGGCUCAGCACCGGGUGUGUUACUGGGGAGGAGGUGAUUGCUGCCCUCUGCCCUGGACUCCUGGCUGACUUCAUGCACACUGAUUACUGUGUGACCGUAAAGCACCUGUGUUCAUCAGUGGAACGAAUGCAGCUUGAAAGAUAUAUAUACUGUAGGUUUCAGCACACAACCAUGAAUGGAAGUGAGUUCCCCCCGGAGGACCCCUGCCGGACCUCUCAGGGACUGACCAUCUUCCUGAUCGCCUCCUACUCCUUGGUGAUGGUGCUGGGGCUGCUGGGCAAUGUGGGGCUGAUCUGCAUUAUUGCCCGGCAGAAAGAGAAAGCCAAUGUGACCAGCAUCCUCAUUGCCAACCUCUCGGUCUCUGACAUUCUGGUCUGUGCUUUCUGCCUGCCCUUCACUGUGGUCUACACCCUGAUGGACCACUGGAUCUUUGGGUCUGUUCUGUGCCGGUUGACACCCUUUGUCCAAUGCAUGUCGGUAACAGUCUCUAUCCUAUCCCUGGUGCUCAUAGCCCUGGAGCGGCACCAGCUCAUCAUCAACCCCAGUGGCUGGAAACCCAGUGUGCCCCAGGCAUACCUGGCAGUUGUGAUAAUCUGGAUGCUUAGCUGCUUCACCUCCUUGCCAUUCUUGGCCUUCCACCUGCUCACGAUGCUGCCUGAAUCUGAGGAGAAGGAGGUGUGCAUGGAGAACUGGCCUUCGCAGCAGCACAAGUUGGCUUACACCACCUGGCUGCUGGUCUUCCAGUACUGUGGGCCACUGGUCUUUGUGCUGAUUUGCUACCUGCGCAUCUUCAUGCGGCUGCGGCGCCGCCGGCACAUGCUAGACCGCAGCUCCGAGGAGAACCGGCGCAUGAGUCACAGCAAACGCAUAAAUAUCAUGCUGGCUGCCCUGGUCACUGCCUUUGCCAUCUGCUGGCUGCCGCUCAAUACUUUCAAUGCAGUAGCGGACUGGCACGACGAUGCCAUCCCACACUGCCACCACAACCUGGUCUUCUCACUCUGCCACCUGAUGGCCAUGGCCUCCACCUGCAUAAACCCCAUCAUCUAUGGUUUCCUCAACAGCAACUUCAGAAAGGAGGUGAAAGACGCUGUGCAGCACUGCUGCUGCUGGCCACCAGAGGCCGAUUAUGAGCACUUUCCCCUUUCCACCAUGCAGGUUGAGGUGUCUAGAACAUCGCUACGCCUCAGCUGCAGGAACAACUCAGUUUAAAGUAUCACUUGCCCAUUCCUGGCACUACAAGUGAUUGUUCAAAAUCUCUGGAUGGUCUGGGUAGCGUUGAGUCUACAACAAACUGCUGACCGUCUAUAAGAUAUAGUCCUUUUGCACUGAUGGGGCCAGUACACAGACUUCUUGUGGCACGUUACUUUAAACAGACAUUUUAAACAGUCCUUUGCCAAUAAGUGGAGUGUUUAUGUGCCCAAAGGAGAGCUGUAUGUUACACAGCAACUGUUUAAUGGAAUGUUGCAUGCGUGUUUUGGAGUGACAGCUGUGCUGUUGGCAUUUCAGCACCCCAGCUCAUAUUCAUUAGGAUGAUAUGUACAAAAACCACGUUUCAGAGAUAUGGAAAUUAGAAAGUUAAAACCCACUAAUUCAGUGAGGAAUGUAGAUGUAUUGUUUUUAGAAGACACUUGACCCUUGUGUAGACAAAAAAAUGUCUUGAUUCCUAACAAUUCAUUAUGUGUCUUAUAUUGAAGUAGACGCUCAAUCUACAGAAGAUGCAAAUUUAGCUAGAAAAAAAGCCUGCAAGCCAAGAAGGAAAUUUGUUAACUGAAAUGCACAGGAUUUUUUCUACAGGAAUGGUAGGGCUCGUAUUAAACAUGACAUGGUUAUCCAAAACAGAAGAGCCAGUCCAAAUGUCAAAGCCAGACCCUCUACCAGCUAGCAAGACUGAUUCACUCCUAGCACAGAUAUUCCUUCUCCAAGAGGUAAAAACCACAGUUGCGUAUGAGACCUCCCUCUGCUUGCCACUGCAAGCUUUUGUACACUUUCUCCAGUGCAUACACUUGGUCUCCAAGUAAUAUGAAUGGCAUUUUUUAAUCUGUUAGAAAGGUAGAGGUCCAAAAUCUUUGGGUCUCUUGAUGGUUGGCUGGGCAGGAAAAUAAGAUGUGGCUGUAUUUACGCUGAGGGGCAGCUGCUGCUGAUAAAGGUAAGGCUUGGUGCAAUACCAGAUAGGACUCUGCAUCAUCCACACAAAAACGUCAUCUGGAGCUGCAGCGCUAUUCGCAUAGCGUAAAGCGAUCCUCAGCUUAGCCCCCCGGCAGGUACCCAAAACUCAACAUCCCCUGCAGCCUGAGGCAUUAAAGCACCAUAAAUAUAGCAUCACAGUACCAUAAGGAGGUUACUGCAUCAUAGCACCAUAAGUAUGGCAUCAAAUUAGACUCACCACAACUUGAAUUUGAAUUCUACAACCCAAAUAUUAAUGUUUACCUGAACUUGAGUUUCAUUACCUGAAUAUCAGAAUCUGAAUUUGAAUCUGUUUACCUGAAGUUGAAUUAAAGAACCUGAACUUCCGAAUAC